UUGGCCACCACAGAUGUCUAAAGGUAAGGCUGCACCCCCUCCAGGGUGCACUCUGAACAUCAAUGACCCUCAGGUCCAGGAGGCUGCUAUUCGCAUCCAGGCCUCAUAUCGAGGCCACAGGUCACGUAAAGAGCUGCGGGAGAAGGGCCCUCCAAAGAUCCUGCAGGAGCUCAAAGAUGUGGUUCUCCUUGAGGGAAGUGCUGCCAAACUGGAGUGUCGGGUUAGCGCUUUUCCUGAUCCAUUCAUCGUCUGGUCCAAAGAUGGAAAAGAGCUGAAGGAUGGUCCUAAGUACUGCUAUGUUUUUGAAGACCCAGAUUUUGUGGCACUGGUGGUCCGAGAUGGGGUACUGGCUGAUCUGGGGAAAUACACCGUUACCAUCAAGAACCCUUUUGGACAGACUUCUGGAUCUGCUUGUAUUCUAGUGGAGGUUCCUGCUAAGAUUUCGAAAGGCCCAGACAACAUCAAGGCCAAGAGAGGAGCAACGGUUGUACUCAAAGCUGAUAUUAGUGGAGAGCCUCCUCCAGAUGUUGGCUGGCUCAAAGAUGGGGAGGACAUAGAAGAGGAUGACAGGGUGUUCUAUGACGUUGGAGACACUAACACAAUUUUGACCAUCAAAAAUGCAAAGCUCUCCGAUGCAGGCAAAUAUGAAGUCUUUGUGGAGAACAAUCUCGGCACAGACCAAUCCUUUGCACGUGUGGACAUCCUUUGAUACACCCCUUCAAGUCCACCAUUGCUUAGGGCCUCAAGCUGAUGUUCUUCUGUGUUUGCCUGUCUCAGCUCUCAUUGUUAUGCAACUAGCGAUAGACCGUUACUGUGUUCA
Messenger RNA from Lampris incognitus (smalleye Pacific opah), 820 nucleotides. Its product is annotated as SPEG neighbor protein-like. The record is from RefSeq and is a predicted model, not a curated record. Bases 14 to 709 code for a protein of 231 amino acids. Gene Ontology annotation, molecular function: protein binding. NCBI's taxonomy places the organism in Eukaryota, Metazoa, Chordata, Actinopteri, Lampriformes, Lampridae. The transcript is spliced from 4 exons.